This is a messenger RNA of Tuber aestivum (summer truffle), 735 nucleotides long. NCBI's taxonomy places the organism in Eukaryota, Fungi, Ascomycota, Pezizomycetes, Pezizales, Tuberaceae. The record is from the annotation of a GenBank genome assembly.
AUGCCUAAUUGCGAAGAAUCAGACGCUCAACCGACGGCUCGAGGAACGACGAACGGAAGCAUCCCGCCAUCAACCGGUACCAGUGCUAUCAUGUUUCAGGAGAUGGGAUUGGUAUGCUCUCUGCGGAGAGAGGACUCCAGUUUGCUUCUCUCCCGUUUGCACGUCGAUACUCCGAUACUCCGCGCGCAGAACUUUGUCCACCGGAGAGGUCAAGGAAGCCACCCAGCACCCGCCCCAAUCAGCGGUGGAUACGAGGAUCGCUUGGUACGUUAUCCGAGACGCGAUAAGUGCGACCCUGCGCCGUUGAGUGCGUGACAAGUUCCAACAUACUAUAAUGGGGCGGUGGUGUGCGCAGUGAGAUCGGGGGGGCUCAGGAAAGCAAAGCAGAAGGGAUUCAGAGGGAUCGAGAGCGAGUUUGCGAAUGCGGGUGCAAUGUUCGGGAAGAGCCUUGGUGACCUUGGGGCCAAAAUCCGAUCAAUGGUUUGGCCGGUUCAGUUCUAUUUGGGGAAAAAGGGGGGGGGGGGUCACUGGUACAAUACACAUUUAUUUGCAAUCGCCCUUUGCCACCGGGCUGAUAUUCAUUCAUGGGUUGCAGUUUUUCACGCUAAAACCUACAUCGGUGAGCCCACUAUUGCGACCAAGAAGUAGCCGGACGCGGAUCCUCGGAUUGGCCAAGGCACCACUUGGGUUGUAUCUGGACUAUCGGACGCCGAUGAGGUUGGACCGGAAGGAUAG